UUUAUCUGAAGAAGAAGAAGAAGAAAAAAAAAAAAUCCAACAAAAGAAAAAGUUCAAAUCUCAAUCAUCGUUAUCGCUUUCCUUUUGCUCUGCGAAUCGCGAGAUCUCGGAAUCGCAUCCUUGAUUUUUUGGAUACUGAUUGUUUUGUUUUUGGUCCUCGUUGUUCACGAUUUCACGUUAGCUUGGUAGGAAUUUGAACGAGAAAUUGGAGAUUUAAUUUUUGUAAUUAGGGUUGUUGAUAUAGAGAAUAGCGAAGAUGGAGAAGUACGAGCUGGUGAAAGACAUAGGAGCUGGGAAUUUCGGAGUGGCGAGGCUCAUGAAGGUGAAAGACUCCAAGGAGCUCGUUGCCAUGAAGUACAUCGAGCGUGGUCCCAAGAUUGAUGAGAACGUGGCAAGAGAGAUUAUCAAUCACAGAUCGCUUCGCCAUCCUAAUAUCAUCCGCUUUAAGGAGGUGGUGUUGACUCCGACUCAUCUUGCUAUUGCCAUGGAAUAUGCUGCUGGUGGUGAACUUUUCGAGCGUAUCUGCAGUGCUGGGAGAUUCAGUGAGGAUGAGGCGAGAUACUUCUUCCAGCAGCUUAUAUCAGGUGUUAGCUAUUGCCAUGCUAUGCAAAUAUGCCACAGAGAUCUGAAGCUCGAGAAUACACUCCUUGAUGGAAGUCCUGCUCCACGUCUCAAAAUCUGUGAUUUUGGUUAUUCCAAGUCCUCUCUACUGCACUCGAGGCCCAAAUCAACUGUUGGAACUCCAGCAUAUAUUGCACCUGAGGUCCUUUCUCGGAGAGAAUAUGAUGGCAAGAUGGCUGAUGUAUGGUCCUGUGGUGUUACUCUUUAUGUCAUGCUUGUUGGAGCAUACCCUUUUGAAGACCAGGAAGACCCCAAAAACUUCAGGAAAACAAUACAAAAAAUCAUGGCUGUUCAGUACAAGAUCCCGGACUACGUCCACAUCUCACAAGAUUGCAGACAUCUCCUUUCCCGUAUAUUUGUGGCCAACUCACUCAAGAGGAUAACCAUUGCGGAAAUCAAGAAACACCCAUGGUUCACGAAGAACUUGCCAAGGGAGCUCACAGAGACAGCUCAAGCUGCAUAUUUCAAGAAAGAGAAUCCAACCUUCUCCGCCCAGACCGCUGAAGAGAUCAUGAAGAUAGUGGAUGACGCCAAAACGCCUCCGCCUGUUUCCCGUUCCAUUGGAGGUUUUGGCUGGGGAGGAGAGGGAGAUUCAGAGGGGAAAGAGGAAGAGGAGGUGGAUGAAGAGGAGGUUGAGGAAGAGGAAGACGAAGAAGAUGAAUAUGAGAAGACUGUAAAGGAAGUACACGCAAGCGGAGAAGUGAGAAUCAGUUGAAUAUUUUUUGGUUUGUGUCUGUGUAAGAAAGAAGUUGUCGUUGGUUUGCUGAAACGUAAAAGCAUCUUUUUUUUUUUAUUUGUCUUUGCCAAUAACAAUGCUUUGGUUUGGGUUCUUGAAGAUUUGUAAAAUUCGCAGUAUAAGAAGAACAAAUAGUGGUUGAUUAUGAAUCCCUA
Messenger RNA from Brassica oleracea var. oleracea, 1512 nucleotides. RefSeq names its product serine/threonine-protein kinase SRK2A. The record is from RefSeq and is a predicted model, not a curated record. NCBI's taxonomy places the organism in Eukaryota, Viridiplantae, Streptophyta, Magnoliopsida, Brassicales, Brassicaceae. The coding region runs from base 257 to 1336 and encodes 359 amino acids. The transcript is spliced from 9 exons. Gene Ontology annotation, biological process: protein phosphorylation; intracellular signal transduction. Gene Ontology annotation, molecular function: ATP binding; protein serine/threonine kinase activity. Gene Ontology annotation, cellular component: nucleus.